AAAGUCGAACUUCAUCGCCCACCUCUUCCUUGCCUUUGAACAGCAUCUCUCUCCUCCCAAAGGCGUCCAGGGUCUAAUGAGGCAUAGAGAAUGAAGCUUCUGCAAUGGCGCCUGAGACAGGUCCAGGGUGCCGCGACCCUAAUUCUAUUCCCCAACCCAAAUCUCUUCUUCGUUCGCUCCUUCGCCUCCAGCUUCUCCCUAAAGAACGUCACCAGAUCGAACUUUGACGCCGCACUCGCUGAUCUCCGCCGCCUCGUUCGAGCCGCCGACUUCGUCUCUGUCGACCUCGAGAUGACCGGCGUCACCAGUGCUCCUUGGCGCGAGUCCUUCGAGUUCGACCGCUACGACGUCCGCUACCUUAAGGUCAAGGACUCCGCCGAGAAGUUCGCGGUCAUCCAGUUCGGGGUCUGUCCUUUCCGCUGGGAUCACUCAAAACAAUCUUUCACUGCCCAUCCGCACAAUUUUUAUAUAUUUCCUCGACCAGAGUGUCCAGUUGAUGGGUCAUCAUAUGAGUUUCUCUGCCAGACAACCUCAAUUGAUUUCUUGGCUAAAUACCAGUUUGAUUUCAAUCUGUGCAUACAUGAGGGAAUAUCUUAUUUAUCCAGAGGACAAGAAGGCGAAGCAUUGAGGCGUAUGAGUUUGGCAUAUGGGGAUGAGAUAUCAGAAUCAUGGUGUGAUUUGAAAGGAGUUCAAGACACCCCAUUGAUUAGAAUGGCAGAUGUUUUCUUUGUAGAGAGAAUGAAGAACAGAAUUAAUGAAUGGCAUUGUGCAAUACUACGGAAUAGAAAUCACAUGUGUCAAUCUCAGGACAGCUCUAAUGAUUCCAAAAAACAAUUUCAAACCAUUUUCUACAAGAUGCGCCCUGCUUUUAUGCUGAAUGGGUUCACUUCUCAUCAGCUGAGACUGAUUCAGUUGGUCAUAAAGAAGCACUUUGGGGAUCUUGCUUAUGUUCGUGUGAGUGGUGAAAAUUCCUGUUUAGAACAUUUAAUUGUGCAUACUGACUCUGAGGAUGACAGAAGGGCAUUAAUGAAAGAUGUGAAGGAUGAGCUUCGGAAAGAAGCAGAGAAAAAAAUCAAGGCUGCAGCUGGGUUUCGACAUGUUAUUGAUCUCCUUUCAUCAGAACAGAAGUUGAUUGUUGGACACAAUUGCUUUCUGGAUAUUGCCCACAUAUACAGCAAAUUCUUAGGUCCUCUUCCUUUGACUGCUGAAGAAUUUGUCUCCUCCGUUCACAAGUACUUUCCAUCCAUCAUUGAUACAAAAAUUCUUUUGAAUGCAAACAGUGUACUACAGCAUCUGAUGAAGAAGAGUGGUACAUCAUUAUCCAAAGCAUUUGCUCUAUUGUGUCCUCAGAUUGCUUCCAGUUCUGAAAGCUCUGGCUUGGCUUUCAAGCCAUGCAUUAAAGUGGAGGUUCAAGUGGAUGACAUGAGGUCAUGCAACUGGAACUCUGGAGCCAAGCAUGAAGCUGGCUAUGAUGCCUUUAUGACAGGUUGUGUAUUUGCUCAGGCAUGCAGUCAUCUAGGAGUUGAUUUUAAAUUACAUUCAGGGCCUCCUGACUUGGCCCAGAAUGAGAAACUCCAGAAGCACAUCAAUCUUCUUUAUCUCAGCUGGAAUAAUGGAGACAUAAUUGAUCUAUGCACUGGUAACCAGUCUGCAGAAUCUCCAGGUUCUUAUAACCCCAAAAGGCGUUACCCAAAGAUAAUGUUUUCAAAUAUCAUUCUGAUAUGGGGAUUCCCAUCCAAAUUCAAGGCAAAGGAGAUUCGAGAAUGCAUCUCUAAGGUUCUUGGCCUUGGCUCUGUUGUUUCCUUAUACCACUUGGAUGAAACUGCUGUAUUUGUUCAGUUCAGCAAUGCAGAACUGGUCUCCCAUUUUUUGAGUUUGAAGGAAACCUUAGAGAGAAAUAAUGACCCGGUAUCUGUUUUGCAUCCCCUCUCUGGAUUAUUGGAAGGUGGAAACACUCGUGCUGCUAGUUAUGAAAUUUAUAGAGAGAUUUGCAGUUCGCCCAUCUCAAAAGUCUUGUUUGCAGAUCAGGCAGAGGCUGUUGGUAUUAAAUGGAAAACCCUACUCGUUGAAUCAUCCAAGAUUGAGACCCAGGAACAAAAUAGCCCUAGCAAAAAUGUUGCAAAUGCCAUUCCAGAUUCUGCUCACAAAAGCAGGACACAGGGGACAGACGAUGUAAUGUACAAUCCAACUUGUGGCCAUGUCUCGGGUGAUAGAAUUAUAGAUUAUCUGUGUGCUGUCAAAACAUGACCUGUUGAACCAUUAGAAACCUGAUUUGUAUUAUUCCAGCCCAACCAAUUUUGGAUUAAGUUGAUGUAUUUUUUUAAACAAGAAAAUUUCCUUGUAGUAUUAUAUUGAAGUUUUGUAAAUGAACUUGGGAAUUGUACCAAUGACAGCAGAUAAAAUUCAAAUUAUGAUAGAUUUCUAGACA
Malania oleifera is the source of this 2428-nucleotide messenger RNA. Its product is annotated as poly(A)-specific ribonuclease PARN. NCBI's taxonomy places the organism in Eukaryota, Viridiplantae, Streptophyta, Magnoliopsida, Santalales, Ximeniaceae. Bases 91 to 2247 code for a protein of 718 amino acids. Gene Ontology annotation, molecular function: 3'-5'-RNA exonuclease activity; RNA binding. The record is from RefSeq and is a predicted model, not a curated record. Gene Ontology annotation, cellular component: cytoplasm. The transcript is spliced from 7 exons.